This is a messenger RNA of Nylanderia fulva, 1359 nucleotides long. NCBI's taxonomy places the organism in Eukaryota, Metazoa, Arthropoda, Insecta, Hymenoptera, Formicidae. The record is from RefSeq and is a predicted model, not a curated record.
AUGAGGAAUAGAAGACGUAGAUACGAAAGUGAAGACAAAGACUUGCAAAAGAAGGAAGUAAAGAAGGCGAAAGGAAAGAAGACGGCGAGGAUAAAAAGUGAGGGAGAGAGAAAAAGAAGAAAAGAGACGGUGACAGAGGAAGAAGGAAAGCGGCAGGAGAAGGACAGGGAGGAAGGUGAAGGAAGCGAGGAAAGACGAGAGGAGACUGAAGAGAAAAGGAAGCGGCAGGAGAAGUUAGUGAUAAAAAGAAAAGAGGAAGAAGAAAGAGAAGUGAUAAAGAAGGAAGAUGGUAUAAAAAGGAGAGAUGAUGAGGAAGAAAGGAGAAAAGGAGGACAAAAGGAAAUGCAGGAUGGAGGAAUGGUGAAAAUGAAAGACGGAAGAGGAAGGCCCGUAACAACCGGGGAAUACGAAAAGAAGAAGGAAUUGGAAAGGGCCAAGGAAGAAAAGAAGUGCCUUGACUGGGAGGAAGAGACCCGUAAAGCGGACAGGGAACUCAUAGAAAACUGGACCGAAGGGGCCAACACGCGGGCCAUGAAGGCCCUCAGAGGAGAUCCCAUAGAUCCCUUAGGUCCCAAAGAGACCGGGAAGGAAGAGGAGGUAGAAAGACGAGAAAUCCCAGACCUUCCCGCUUCAGAAAUACUCGCGGAGGUGAACAAGUCCGUUCAAGCCAUUAGGCAAAUAUCGAGCUUCACUAAGGGGUAUAAGGGAACCUCGCGCAAGCUCCUGAAAGAAGUGGCCGACAUAAUAUCCACGGCCACAAAGGAACUGGGCAAAAGGACGGAAAACGAGGAGAACAGAAAACUGAAAGAAGAGAAUCGGCUUCUCAAAGCAGAGAUCACCUCCAUGAAGAAGACAGCCCAGGGCUUCAGGGAGGAGAUAAGAUGCCUGAGAGAGGAAUUUGCCUCAGCGGGCAAUAAAGAAGUAGCUACAACCAGCGUAGAUAAGCUCGCCGCCAAGCCCGUUGUCAGCCUUCAAAGGUUAGAGAUCAAGAGAGGCAGUAAGGUCAACCACAAUCUCUAUAACAACGGAGACACCCAACAAGGGUCUGUACAACAGAUCCUUGAUACGAAAAUGGUUGACCUUGAAGCCACAUUGGUCAAGCAAGUCGGCGAAAUUAUAAACGCCAGACUUGCAACAUUCGAGGAGCGAUUACCACCAGAGAAAAGCUUCAGGCCUCCGGUGGGAAAAGCGGCCGCCAAUAAAGUCCCGACAGGAGUAAAACCCCGAAGACAUAUGCGGCAGCAACAGCGGGCACAAAAAAGGGAACAGACCCCAGGGAGAAGACACGCACCACCACCGCUGUCACCCCUCAGGCUCCUGCUCCCCCGAAGAAACCCAAAACCGAGGGCAAAUUGUUAG